Molecule: messenger RNA, 11181 nt
Organism: Topomyia yanbarensis
Lineage: Eukaryota; Metazoa; Arthropoda; Insecta; Diptera; Culicidae
Gene: hyd
Product: E3 ubiquitin-protein ligase hyd
Exons: 16
Coding region: 394-10116 (3240 amino acids)
Biological process (GO): protein polyubiquitination; regulation of double-strand break repair; DNA damage response
Cellular component (GO): nucleus
Molecular function (GO): RNA binding; zinc ion binding; ubiquitin binding
Source: RefSeq, a predicted model, not a curated record
CGCCCGUGUUUCCAGCCAGAAGCACGGUCGUCAGCAGUAGCAGCUGAAUUCGUACAUGACUGAAAGCAUGUUGAGUGAACUUUUUCUAGAACAUUAAUUAGGUGUAAUAAAAAAGCAGUUCUUUUUUGAUGCGACAAGUUUGUAGUCGUGAUAUUCCUGUGAAAAGCCAGUACUGCAAUCUGCCUAUAGCAGUCCUCUACGGGGUGCAAAACUCUUGAUUUGGCCUGCACGAGUUACAUUCGCACACGGCUGCCAGUGCAGGAGGAGACGUUUCGGGAAGAGGAAAAAGAAGAAGCAACAGAAGAAGAGCUAACCAGAGUGCGUGCAGACGGAAGGAAGCGAAAAAUUGCCUUUUUCGAGGAAAUCGGCUGCGAAAUUAACUGAAAAUCAGCUAUGUCGACGCUGCAUUUCGUGGUGCAUCCGCUGCCCGGAACGGAAGAUCAGCUAAACGACAGAAUUCGUGAAGUCGCGGACAAAAUCAACAAGUACGGAGUGCAAACGUUACCGGCACUUCAAUCGCUCAAAGUUCCCGUUAAGCAAAUCGUGAUCGGUCCCGCCCAUCUGGGAAUUCUGCUGGAGGAUGGCCGUGCCUUUCGGGUGGCCUUUUCGAUCAUCCCGGAGCGGCUGGACCUGAGUAAGCAAGAUGCAAACAAGGUCGGUGGCAGCGCCGGCAGUACGGCAAACCAGUCGAACAAUAAUUCGAAAAACUCACCCGCAUCGAGACAGUGCCGCUCGCGGGCAAGAAUCAUGCGUACCAGCAAUUCCGUUCGGGGCGGGGGUAGUUCCCAAGGAUCCGGUUCACGCAGUACCGGUGUUAUCAUGGGCGGUGGAUCGUCCGGCAGUCGUUCGCUAGUGUCCGUGCCGGCACCGUUCGUACCGGAGGAGCUGGUCACGCAAGCCCAGGUGGUCCUGCAAGGCAAGAGCCGCAAUCUGAUCAUACGGGAACUGCAGCGUACCAAUCUGGACGUGAAUCUGGCGGUGAACAAUCUGCUGUCACGCGAUGACGAAGGCGGUGAUGAUACCGAAGAAGGAAGCGAUAACUACGUAGCGGAAGAUUUGAUCUCGCUGUUGGAUGGGGGAUUUCACGCGGACAAUAGUGUGAUCAUCGAUGCCGAAGCCAUGUUCUCGGAGGAUAUGUUUGGGUUCUCGAACAUUCGGAAUUUGAUGUUAUACAGUCGUGCUCGUAGUGAACGAAAUCAAAACAGCUCCUCGUCGGCCGGUGGUUCCGGCAAUGGUUCCGCUGGCGGAGGUGGUGGAGGAGGAAGUGGUGGUGGUGGAAGUAGUGCGAGCGCUGGAAGUGGAGCAUCCGGAGUCGCUGCUGGAGCAGCCAGUGGAACCGAAGCUAGUGCAGGAGGUGCUGUGCGUCAGAGUAGCACCAGCGGUACAGCUGGCGUAGGCGUUUCCGGUGGCAAUGGAGCUGGUGGUGUAUCUGCCGUUGGAAUCGCUGGGUCUGCCGGUGUUGCCAGCAGUGGAACGAGCGCAGGUUCAGCCGGUUUGAGUAGUGCCGAUCGGGAAGGAUUCGGUCGUUGGCGGGAUCGACAGUACUUUGGGCCACGUCGUUGGUUCCAGAGUGGUCGGGAAGACGGAUGGGAUAAAGAAAGUGUAAAACUUUACUAUACUCUAGAUCCAAAAAAGAAAGAAUACUCGUCCGGUUACCCACUAUGGGUUUCGGACGAGCUGGAAGCCUGGCCUGAGAAGGAUCAACCUAUUCGGUUUACCGAAAUCGCAUCUCUGUACUCGGAAUUCAUCGGUGUCACCAGCAAGGGGGAGCUUCACCAGUGGCGAUGGGCUGAUGUGGAACCAUACCGGAGCAGCGAGUCUAAUAAUAUCUUCCACUCGAAGACGGUCCCGUUGAAUCUGUUGUACGAGAAGGUAACACACAUUUCAGCAACUUCGAUCCGCUGUUCGGUGUCUACCGAGAGCGGUCGAAUAGCCACUUGGAUGGAUGAACUGCUAGGAUAUGCUGGAAAUAAAUUGGAGCAUGUGGCAACGAGCUACCCGGAGUUUGCCCUGGACAAGAUUGUUUCUCUACACACGUGUACGCUCUACACGGUUGCACGAACAGAAAGCGGUGAAUUGUUUUGGUGGGGGGUUUUACCCUUCGGCCAACGCAAGCGCCUCUGGGACAAAUAUAAGGCGAAAGCAAAGAAACCGGUUCGCCCUAGUGUAAACGCACCGGAAGUCACGGUAGGUGCUCAAGUGAGUAUGAAAAACAGUCCUAUGUAUCAGCAUGGAGCGAUCGGAUUCACGAUUUCGAACGGCGUCCCCAAAGUCGGUCAGCUGUUAAACGCGGCCUGGGAUUUGACUAACAUCUGCCGGUUCAAAUUACUUUCAAUGUCUACGCUUUCGCAACAGUUGGGGCUUGUAUCUGGACCCAUUCCAGUAAGUUCCAACACUGGAAUCAGCGCUCAACCAGUGGAAGUAAAAGAAAAACCACCCAGUUCCGGGGGAAGCAGCACGAAGCAGAGUUCCGGCGGAAACAACAAAGAAACUGCCGAUCGAAUGGAUAUGCCACCGCCUCCGUCGCCGGCGUCCAGUACUUGUAGUGACACCGGCAGUGUCAGUAACUCACACAAACGACAGAAACGGAUGGCACCGAAGGAGGAUCCCGAUCCGAAGAAGGACGAAGAGCAGUGGCUGUUGAAGGAUGUUAUCUUUGUGGAGGAUGUUCGCUCGGUCCCGAUCGGUCGGGUGCUAAAAGUAGAUGGAGACUAUGCGGCAGUAAAAUUCCCACCGCUGCUCUCGGCCGGCAGCGGUGCAGGUAGUUCAUCCGGUGGUGGAGUCGCAAGCAGUGGAAGCAAUAGCAAGGAUAAAUUUGACGAUACCAUUGAAGCAUGGCAAGAUUGCCGUUUGCUGCGAAAAGAUGACUUACAGGUGAUAAAAUCGGCUACGACCUCUCGGGUGCCGGAUUGUUUUCAGAAGAUUCCCAGGAGAAUUGUACUGAAUCCGCAUUUGCCUAGCGGUGAGUCCGGAUCGCAACUGUUGACGAUUGCUGUUGAUUCGAAGGGGAUUCAUGCGAUUAUGAAGAGUGGAACCAAAUUGCACUAUUGUCUGUUUAAUUUGAACACCGGACGACAAGAACAGGACAGCGUAUUCCCAACUGACAUUGCCUCAUUUCUUGGGACAUCGGUACAGAAUGUGUCACUGACUUGUGCUGGGGAUUGUUCGGAUAGUGUUCUGUUGUUACGGGACGGGAAUAAUACCAUCUAUCCGAUGGCGAAGGAUUGUGUGGAUGCCAUUCGGGAUCCAAGUUGGUUGGAUCUGCCUCCGAUUAAGUGCAUAGCAGCUGCCUCAUUGACACUCCCAUCUGUGGGAGUGAACUUGAAGUCCCAAGUUGCGUUAGUUGUGCUGGCUCCCGAACAGCAACAAUUAAUGUCACGAAUUCUGCGAUGUGAUAUCGAGGGCGUUCGUCACGUUCUGUCACAGCUAGGCGAUGAACUGAAGAAUCAGUUGAUGUCGGUAAUUUCGGAACAUACCGAUAGGAACAGGAAUAUUAUUCAUGCGUGCAUCAGUAUGUGCUCGCCGACAUCCAAUAAAGACUCGGAUCAAGAUCUGCUUGCCCAAGGUGCUUCCAACUCUGGAUCCGGCAGCAAUGCUAAUGGAGGUACCGGUGGUUCUGGUUCAAUGUCCGCCAAUUUAGAGUGUAUCAAUGUGAUCACGAAUACCAUCAUGGGAAAUCGGCCGGUCAGCAUUCGGGAAAUAAUGCGUCGUAGUGUUAAUCGUGAGAUUGACGCAUCGAAUUCUAACAGUGCUCCACUUCCGCCAGGAAGUGAUGAAGCACCAGGUGGAUCUUUGCCAGUUGUGUAUUGGCCUCCGGAAUACGACCCUACGAGCGGCGAUGAAGAUAGUAUGAGUGGUUUGAAUGCACCUCAAUCGCAGAAAGGCCUCAACGAAACGUACAUUUCUGAUCCGAAUGAACGUCGAGUAAAUGCUCUACAGAUCGUUCAGCUUCUUUGUGAAAGUCCGGUUCUUCAGCCCUAUUUGAGACAACUUCUGAGCGCAAAAGACGCCCAAGGACAGACCCCAUUCAUGCUGGCCGUUACAUGCCGAGCCUACCAAGCUGGUAUUAUUGUUUUCAAUGCUAUUUUGAAAAUCGCCAACGGAGACGCUACACUACGUGAUUCGAUGAUUUUCCCGCCGGGAAGUGCCCCCGAUCAAUCCCCACUGGGGACGCUCUGUUGUAACGAUACGUGUUCUUUCACAUGGACCGGAGCGGAUCACAUCAAUCAGGACAUAUUUGAGUGCCGAACUUGUGGACUAACAGGAUCACUAUGUUGCUGCACUGAAUGCGCGAAGGUUUGCCACAAGGGUCAUGAUUGUAAAUUGAAAAGAACUUCUCCAACAGCAUACUGUGACUGUUGGGAGAAAUGUAAAUGUAAAGCGCUGAUUGCUGGUAAUCAAACAAAACGGUACGAACUGCUGUGCAAAAUGGCCAGCGAUACGGAUCUUGUGACGAAGUUCAAUUCUCGAGGCGAAUCAAUUUUACUAUUUUUGAUUCAAACUGUUGGUCGCCAGAUGGUUGAACAGCGCCAGUAUCGAGCUACUUCCAGGGUGAGAAACUCUGGAAAUGUCAGAAAAACUCCUUCGUUGGAGGCCGACAGUGAUAUGCCAGAGCAUGAUUUGGAACCACCUCGCUUUGCUAGGAAAGCACUCGAUCGUUUGCUGAAUGACUGGCCCGCGGUGCGAUCAAUGAUCAUGACGGGUGCCGAGUUGGAAAAACCCGUGGUACCGAACCCUUCUCAGCCGUUCUACGACGACGACAACCAGCAGGUUUACCUACAAUCGCAAAGCGGAACCACACUGUUGGACAAAUUCACUCACAGCCUGAUCGUGCGAUGCAGUAAUGAUCCCCUGGAAAAGUUGUUGGUAACCUUGGUUAACGAGCUGCAAAAUGAAACCAUCCCCAGCCGAAUCGAAGAGGCGCAAAAGGUGGCCAGGCGCUUUGUCCGCUCGGUUGCACGGGUGUUUGUGAUUUUCAGUAUCGAGCGGUUCAAUAAUCCGGAGAAGACGCGCAACUCCACAACUCAAGCGAAACAUCUGCAGGCCUACCGGCGAGUGUUUACGACACUGUUCAAGUUUGCCAUCGAGGAGCUGAUUGAAAUCUCCGAUGCGCUGAUAACUCCGGUGCGGCUGGGAGUGGUCAAACCAACUGCUCCCUUCUCGCUGUCGUCCAGUAGUAUUGAUAGCACGGACGACCUCUUUUCGGUGGAACCCCUGGCACCGCCGACAAAUCGAGCCUCAAACAUCGUUGAUAUUGCCACCGGUAGCUCGCGAGGGGAACCCGCGGAAGGGGAACGUAAUUCCAAUUCCGGUUUCAUGUCCCGCAUCAAUCUGCGCCUGCGGGACAUCGAGGAUAACAACGAUGCCGAUGCAAUGGUGCAGGAUGAUGGAGAAACGUCGGAACAGGAGGAGAUGUCCGAGCGGGAGCAACCGCCUCCGAGACGAAGUUCCGGUGUUCGUACGGUCGCCAGUUCGGCCGCUAUCAGUGCAACCGAGGAGGAAUCGCAGGACCCACUGAGAAACGAAGAUGUGGCCCAAGGAGAAAGCGAUACCGAGUUUAAUUUCCACGAAGCCGAAACUGAAUCGGACUCGGACGAUAAUCAGAGCACUCAGGAUGCUCAGCGAAGUGUGCAAACUGGCGCGACGGCGGGAUCGGACACAGGUCUGGCAAUGCUGUUCGACAACGAAGAUGACUCGGGUGAUUCCAGCCAACCGGAUGACGAAGGAUCCGAAGACGGUGAAAGCGAUGAUCACUCGCACGAAGAUUUCAGUCUAGGCGAUGAGCAGCUGGAGCGUCGACAAACGACCAGUGGCAAUCAGCGGACAAACUUGGCACCACAAUCCAUGCAAUGGGCUAUUCGUAGCCGGGAUACAGCUGGGCCGGAACGGGUUCGCCUAACAACCGGUGGAUCCAAUCUAGUUUUUAUCGAUCCCAAUGCUUUGCGGCGAACUACGACGGCGAGCGCUGCUGUGACGGCAGCUCAGCAGCAGGAAGCUCCCACGAUGACCACUACAGCCAGUGCUUUGGCACGUGCUUUCGGGAUCGUAUUGCGACAAAUUUCUGAUUUGAUCGGUAUGUUGCCGACUAGUUUUACUGGUGCAUCGUCCGCGUUGGAUGUUACUCAUCAAGAGGCAGUUCAGUUACAGAUGUACGUUGAAAAACGUCUGAGACCAACCUGGGAAUGGAUACUAACCGUUAUGGAGGCAACCGAAGCGCAGCUCCGCUUCGGUGCUUCAUUGACCGAUUCAACAGAUUCGACCCAUCCGUUGCAUCCGUUGAAUACGCCUAGUUCUUCGAAUACCGCCAACAAUACUACAACGGGCGUUAUGGGGAUCGUUGCACGCAGUAGAAACAGAGCAGCCAUCAGUACACUAGGAGCAACCACCGCACGGAGUCUUGGUUUUAGUGACAAUAGUAAUAACGAGCGCAGCACGCGUGAAGGUACAUCCACUGCGGAUGCCGCGUCAAGUCGUCGCGAUUUCCUAACCUACUGUCUGUCACUGAUGCGAGCUCACAACUCGGAACACCGGGACUUCCUGCCGGUGCUGGAUGUGACCGCGCUGCGCCACGUUGCAUACGUUCUCGAUGCCAUUUUGUUCUACAUGCGGGCCACCAACGAUUGCGAUAUCGAUCGCACCACCACCGGAUCGAACGUUUGGGACGAUCAGGACGAGAAUGAAAAUGAAGACACCGAGGAAGAUAUUUCCACAUCGAUCGUGAUGGACACCGAUUCGGUGGAUGAUGAUAUGAUGCGACCCUCACUGGGUCGUCGACAUUCCUUUUUCCAACGGUCCGACUCAACGCUAUGUCUGGGCUGCCCCGCCCCGGAUCCCUUCAACAAUGCACUGGCUGAAGCGCUACCACUUGCUGAUCAGCCCCAUCUGCUGCAACCGAACGCCCGCCGGGAAGAGCUAUUCGGUAUGCCUAAACGCCCAAUUACAUUGACGGCAAACUCGUCGUCACCGUCGACCGGCGAUGGAAAUGUCAACCUGGAAAUACCACCUGUUCGGUUAAGCUUGUCAUCUAAUAUAAGGGACGAAGGAUCGGUCUCACCUGGAGAUGGUUCAGCUGCAACCGGCGGAAACGUUGAAACAGUAUCGAUGGAAAUUUAUCAGGAUGACUCAUCGCAAGAUAACAAACCCUCCUGCACAAGUGGCACAGUGGAGAUUGCCAUUCCAGUCAGUAUCUACCAAGAUGCAAAGGAGCACAAAACCACGGUCGUUGUAAAUGAGAAAGGAGAAGCCGUCACUCCGGUAAAACAAAUCCCGGUCAGUGCUGCGGAUGCUGAACCCAAACCUGGUCCAUCGGGUGAGCAAUCACAAUCGCCUAAACCACCACCCCCGCCACCACCGGUUGCGGUUGGAUCUAGCGCAUCUGGUGAAGUAUAUUACAAAAAAAAUCGAUUGUGCUACAUUAAAAACAAGUAUUACGAAGAAUCCGACGUCGAUGUUGACGAAAUAAGCAUCAGUUCGGAUGAGCCACAGGAUUUAUCACAGAUAUCGAUCAAGUUAGACGUGGAUACGGAUCAAGACCACGAUGAACUGUCCGAGUCUGACUCGGAGGAUUCGCAUCAGAUAAUUAAACGACAGAAGUUAGAUGAAGGCGUAACGAGCGACGAUGGUGGGGCAGUUGUAGUUGGUUCUCAGGAUGCAUCCGCAUCAACUAUUCGACCGCCGAUCAUCGUUACACGCCGGAAGGUAGCCUUGGAAUCAUCGCAACAGUCAAGCGGAAGUGGAUCCGAUGGAUCAUCAGCAGUAAUUAUACCUCAGGGCAGUUCGUCGUCGGGAUCAUCACUAUCGGAACAGCAGGGCUCUAUCGCUUCGUUUGUUACCUACGCGACGACACAAGUUACGGUAGCUACUGGAUCCGGAACUGUCGUAGCCGCUAGUGGAUCUCCCGGAAAGAGUGUAAUUGUGCGGGCUGGACCAUCAACGUCAUUCUCGCCAUCAACCAACGCCACCACAGAAGUCAUCCAACACGCUGAGGCAAUGGACCUGCAGGAAAUUUCCGCGCAUGUUACGGUAGAAACCACUCCGAACGUCCAACAGACCGUUCAACAAGAACUCCCACCGCGAGGGAUUUACCUUCGCUCUGGCAAUCAAAUGAACUCAUCUAUCCUUUCCGACAUUCUACUGGGCCGUUGGCGUCUGUCGUUGAUUUUGUUCGGCCGAGUCUUCCUCGAGGACGUAGGCAUAGAACCCGGCAGUGUUAUCUACGAACUGAACGGAUUCCCCGUAAAGGAGGCAAAAUUCAGGCGGUACAUGGAAAAAUUGCGCAAUGCCCAGCAGAAGGAUCUCACCUUGUCAAAAAUGGAACGAAAUAGGGCGACUCUGCUAACGCAAACGUUCAAAGAGCUGAACACGCACUACAACAAUAGAAGACUACAAUCACCGUUGGCGUUUAGUCGAGUGAAAGUUACGUUCAAAGAUGAACCAGGCGAGGGUUCGGGUGUAGCAAGAAGCUUCUAUACUUCGAUUGCGGAAGCUCUUUUGGCUAAUGAAAAGUUGCCCAAUCUGGACGCAGCGCAAACUGGUGCAGCAAAGUACACAUCUGUUCCUUUCAAUAGUAUGCUACAACGACAUCGUGGUACCAGCGGUACAAGCGGUGGUAGUAGUGUUCCUACAACGGCUGCCAGUGGCAACGGAGGUGCUAACAGGGAUUCAAAUGUUCGCCGAGGAUUAUCCAGUAAACAACCAUUGUGGCGGCCUAAUCGGGAUGCGAGGAAAACGCUCAACUACGAUGCAAGGCCAUUCCGACCGGCUAGCGAACAAGUGCAAGGACCUAGUAGUGGCAACGCCGGUGUCGGUGGAAACAACAGUCCUCCAUUUUUGCAAAUCAACGAUACGUUACCUGCCCAUCAGCAACAGCUUGGAGAGCGUCUGUAUCCAAAAGUGCAAGCAUUAUACCCGAACAAUGCACCGAAGAUAACCGGAAUGUUGCUGGAUCUGCCGGCAACACAAAUUCUGAUGCUGCUGGCGUCGGAAGAAAGUCUUCGUCAGAAAGCCAAUGAAGCACUGGAAAUUAUCUUGAGCCGACAGAGACUAGAAAUAGACAAUUUGAGCGUAGCAGGGGCAGCCGGAUCUUCUGCAUCCUUGACGGUCACAGGAAGUUCUGCUGAACAGCAGGCUGCUGGAAACGCCGUGUACUCACCGAACCAGAACGCUGCACUAUCGAAGAAGAGUGGACCUGUUUUAAUUUUAGAAGACUGCCAGCUUGACGCACCGCUAUUCUACUCGCCAGGAAAGCGUGGAUUCUACAGUCCGCGUCAAGGUUAUCCCUCUAGUGAACGACUGAAUGCAUUUAGGAAUGUUGGAAGACUGAUCGGAUUGUGUUUACUGCAAAACGAGCUAUUCCCGCUGUUCCUGCAGCGACACGUUCUGAAGUAUGUCCUGGGACGACAAAUCCGUUUCCACGAUCUGGCGUUCUUCGAUCCGGUGGUGUAUGAUUCGCUGCGGCAGUUGGUGAAGGAUUCGCAAACCAAAAGUGGAAUGACUAUAUUACAAAGUCUGGAGUUGAACUUUGUUAUCGAUUUGAUCCCAGAGGAAGGCUCCGGUACCGUCGAAUUAGUGCCUGGAGGCCGAGACAUUCAGGUGAACGAAACUAACGUGUUUGACUACGUACGCAAAUAUGCCGAAUAUCGUAUGAUAAAAACCCAGGAGAAAGCUUUAGAUGCAUUGCGUUCGGGUGUGUUCGACGUACUAUCCGAUACGGCGUUAGACCAACUGACGGCGGAAGAUCUACGGCUACUGUUGAACGGCGUCGGUGACAUUCAUGUCGGAACACUAAUCUCGUACACUUCGUUCAAUGACGAAUCAAAUGAAAGCAGUGAUAAGUUGCUCAAAUUUAAACGAUGGCUUUGGAGCGUGGUAGAAAAGAUGAGCAAUCUAGAACGCCAGGAUUUGGUCUAUUUUUGGACCGGAUCCCCUGCCUUACCGGCCUCCGAGGAAGGUUUCCAGCCGAUGCCGUCGGUCACGAUCCGUCCGGCGGACGAUGCACAUCUGCCGACGGCCAACACUUGCAUAUCCCGACUGUACAUCCCGCUUUACUCUAGCAAAGCAGUUCUCCGACACAAGCUACUGCUGGCGAUAAAAACGAAAAAUUUUGGAUUUGUCUAAAUGAAACGAGGAAGUAGUCAGCUUUACGUUAUCGAAUAAAUACAAUUGCACCAGUGAUAGAGCGAUGAGGCGGCAAAAUAACACACCAGAGAGCACACGAUCGAUUGAGUUCUGUUUAACGCAUUACAUUCAUUCCGCUCCUUUUCUAUGUAAAUAUUUCGUUAACCAGCGUUCUUUAGCUUGAAAAUCUUGUUCGGGAUUGUUCCUUGCUUAGACGCGCGAUAUUCGGUAGUGAGCAAUCGCGGCAUUCGAUAGCAAUGAGAGUUUAAAGCACUGUAAUAACGGAUCAUAAAAAAACUCAACCAACUUGUGUGUAUACAAAAACACAAGCAUAAAAAGCAAACACGCGUUCGCUUUUUUGAUUUUCUUUGUCUAUAGCCGAGCAAAAGGAAAGGAAAUAAAAUCGUCGCGUUUCAAUGUGAUUGAAUCAUUUAUAUGUUUGAUAUAAAUGCAACUAUAAAUAAAUUUAUAUAUACAUAUAUUUAUCAUAUACAAAGUUAAAAACGUAAAAAUACUGUAGCAUUAAGCGUAAGGCAGAGUUCUUUAGAAACAACAACACGUAGAUAGAUUUAGGUUGAGUUCUAAAUAAUGAAAGGAGAGGGUGUGUUAAACGAAACAAUAUAUGUGUUCUUCGACAAAUUAGGGUCCAUCUAGUAGGGCCAAACUGGAGGCUUCGAUUUGUUGACGUUCUACAUGUAAAAAUACGCGAUCAAAUAGAGUGAGGUGACACGCGAUAAGAAAUUUUGAUUUGUUCCACUGUAGCAUAAAUUUUGUUAUUCAAAUUCUCGUUUUUAUUAAGUUUCAUUCAGCUUAACCAUCUUAAUUUUUCUGAAUUUUUUUAUUGCUGCUUCUAUUUUUUGUUAACGACAUGAUUAAAUAUUGUUUAACACUAUGGGACAAACGAAUUACCGGGCAGUCUUGCAUCAUCCUUUUUUUCUAAAACAACUAAUCAAUGCAACACCACCCUCUGCUCCAAUACAAGCGAGUUAGCUAAAUUCAGACAUCAGGACACACGGGGAAAGAGUCGGAGGUUCGGAAAUAAAACGAACGCGCACUUCUGUCAAA